This is a messenger RNA of Amaranthus tricolor (Joseph's coat), 1262 nucleotides long. RefSeq names its product cis-prenyltransferase 4, chloroplastic-like. Gene Ontology annotation, cellular component: chloroplast stroma. The transcript has 3 exons. The coding region runs from base 22 to 978 and encodes 318 amino acids. Lineage: Eukaryota; Viridiplantae; Streptophyta; Magnoliopsida; Caryophyllales; Amaranthaceae. The record is from RefSeq and is a predicted model, not a curated record. Gene Ontology annotation, biological process: plastid membrane organization; polyprenol biosynthetic process; response to cold.
UUCACAAAAAGAAUUGGAAAAAUGAGAUCAAUAUUAAAGAAGUUUUUAACUUCAAAAAUAAUAUUAAAGAAGAUUUGGCUAAUAAUCAUAGCAAUAAUCCAAAGAUGGAUUAUUAGACUUCCAAUCUUUUCAUUAAUUUUAAAAAAGAAACAAGAAGAAGUUUAUAGACGUGCAUUUGUAAACAUGAUUCUAAGAGAAUCAUCAUUUAAAGAUGACAAUAUGUUUCUGUGUAAUUUUCGUAAUGAAGAGCUGCCUAAGAGGCUCUUACGUGAGGCAAUGCCGAAGCAUGUGGCGGUAAUCUUGGAUGGGAGUCGACGAUGGGCUAAGAAAAGAGGAAUUUCUUCAAUUCAAGGAUAUGAAGCUGGGCUUGGGACUUUAUGUUUCUUUCUUGAAUUGUGUCGUAGGUGGAAGAUUCCUAUUAUCUCACUUUUUAUGUUUUCUUCUGAAAAUUGGGCACGACCAAAAGAUGAAGUGGAUUAUUUGAUGUAUGCUUUUGAAAAAGCUCUCAAGUAUUAUCUUGUAUUCACUUCUCAAAGGUAUGGAGCACGAGUUUCAGUGAUAGGAGAUAAAUCAACAUUACCAAAUUCAUUACAAGAAGCAAUUAUAAAAAUAGAGCAAGAUACAAAAGAAAACACUGAAUUUCAUAUCAUAAUAUCAAUGAGUUAUAGUGGACAAAAUGAUAUCGUUCAUGCUUGUCAAACCAUUUCUAAGAAAGUUAAGGAUGGUUUACUACAACCAGAAGCCAUAACCAAAUCUUUGUUUGAGCAACAUCUACAAACUAACGUUACAGAUGUUUCAUCUCCUGAUCUAAUCAUUCGAACAAGCGGCGAAAUUCGACUUAGCAAUUACUAUUUAUGGCAAUCUGCUUAUACAGAAUUGUAUUUUACUGAUACACUUUGGCCUGAUUUUGGAGAAGAUGAAUUUGUUAAGGCAUUACGUUCUUUUCAACAAAGAGGGAGACGCUUUGGUAAAGUAUAAGGCUAAUAAUUUGUCACUUGUAGGGUUUUGUUGGAAUGAAACCCUAAGAUAUGUGUUGAUUUUAUAUUUAAAUACUACUUUAUAAUAAUUUGUAUUACUUUUGCUAUUGUUUGAUUUACUUGCCAUCAAGCCUUAUAUAUUCAAAAAUAUAUUUGGUCUCCACUGCUUUUUGUCGACUAUUAUUGCAUGUAAUAAUAGUGAAGUUGUGCACUUUCAUUCCAUGGCUUAGAUUAAAUAUUCAAUGUGUACUCAAAUAAAUAACUUGCAAGUGUUCCAUCAGAAAA